Ipomoea triloba (trilobed morning glory) is the source of this 1411-nucleotide messenger RNA. RefSeq names its product membrin-11-like. The record is from RefSeq and is a predicted model, not a curated record. The transcript has 4 exons. Gene Ontology annotation, cellular component: Golgi apparatus; late endosome membrane; SNARE complex. Gene Ontology annotation, biological process: vesicle-mediated transport; vesicle fusion. Gene Ontology annotation, molecular function: SNAP receptor activity; SNARE binding. The coding region runs from base 85 to 831 and encodes 248 amino acids. NCBI's taxonomy places the organism in Eukaryota, Viridiplantae, Streptophyta, Magnoliopsida, Solanales, Convolvulaceae.
CAGUUGCAGUCAUAUAAUUCAUUCAAAAGAACCGGAGAAGUUCGUUGCGGAGAGAUCGACGAAACCGCAACCGUCUAACCAACCAUGGCGAUGCCCGUCGACUUCGGAGAUGCUGGCGUCAGAGGUGGGGGCGGGACUCUGUCAGAACUGUUCCAGAGCUCGAGGCGGCUAUUGCUGAAGACCAGAGAUGGAUUGGAGAAGCUGGAGCGCUUCGAGUACUCGUCUUCCUCCGUUGCAUUCUCAUCGUCGUCGAACGCCGCCUCGUUGGGCCUAGACUCUUCCGAUCAUCUAUUCGAUGCCGUUAGGAAGGACAUCACUCAGAUCCAGUCGCUAUGUUCCGAGAUGGAUCGCCUUUGGCGUUCCAUUCCUGCCAAAUCUCAACGUGAUCUCUGGAAAAGAAAGGUGGAGCAAGUGGCUGAAGAGGCCGACUCCUUGAAAGAUAGUUUGGAUAAAUAUUAUCUUCGUAAUCAGAGACGGAUCCAAGAAGCUCGAGAGAGAGCUGAAUUACUUGGAAGAGCUAAUGGCAAUUCAUCACAUGUUCUUAAGAUUUUUGAUGAGGAAGCACAAGCAAUGCAGUCUGUCCGCAGCUCUUCAAAGAUGAUGGAAGAAACCUUGGCAACUGGUGCUGCUAUUCUUUCUAAAUAUAGUGAGCAGAGGGACCGGUUAAAGCGAGCUCAAAGGAAAGCUCUGGAUGUUCUCAACACGCUGGGGCUAUCUAAUUCCUUAUUAAGACUGAUUGAGAGGAGAAACCGCACUGACAAGUGGAUCAAGUAUGCUGGCAUGGUUGUAACAAUCAUCAUCCUUGUUGUCAUAUGGAGGUGGACGCGAUGAACCGGGCUUAGCAAUCCGUUGAAUCUUUCAGCCCCGGAUUCACAGUAUUGUAAACUGAAGGCAGACAUAUACAAAUAGACAUAGGAAAAUUCAUAUGUGAUCCAGCCCUUUUAAACUUGCCUAAAUUAUUGCUUUUAUUAGCGUCAACAAUUUUGGGAUUGCUUUCAUCAUGUCCUUGUAAAAUGUAUGAAAAUGGAACCACCAGGAAAAAAAAAACAAAAAAAAAAAGGUCACCGCCUCGCCGGCGACUGGACUUACUGUUGGAAGACGGCAGCCGGAAUCCGGUGAUUCCGGCUGCCAAUCGGUGAUCGCCUACUGGCGUUUUAUAUAUUAUGCAGUGGUGGUGGGAGAUGGACUCUCAUUGUCAACCAUAAAUAUUAUCUUCCAGCUAGGUAAGAUGUGGCUUCUGCACCUACUCCCAGAAAUGUUGACUGAACAUUUUUGGUGUGUCAAAUGUCAAUUCCCUCAAGUGGCGAAGCUAGUGGGCUAGUGGCACCAUAUUCAUAUGAUCAUAUCCAUAUUGUGCACUUAAUGACUCGUCUGCCCCAUAUAAUUUGUGAAAUAGUAUAAAGUUUAUACA